UCAUAAACCCAGAACAUUCCACACAAACAAAAGUUGCACUCGUUUCCACCACAACUACCUUUGUUAUCAACGUGCGGUGCGCACUGCGCUGCGCACGGUACUGUUGCACACGAUUUGAAAUUCGAAUAUAUACGGCACGCACGCGCUGCGGUUAUCAGUACGAGUCAAUUGAGCGCUGUGGGAAGUGAUAAUUGAUAAGACAAAUUCUGGGUCGACAUGCCUUGCUGCCAAGUACGAAACAAACUCCAAUGCAACAUGGAAUGUAACAACAUAAACUGCUUCUGUAUCCAAAAUGGCGGAGAAUCCUGCAUCUGCCUUCAAGAGAAGAACGAAUGUCAGUGCAAGUCCUGCCAAUGUGACACUUGUACCUGCUUUACCACGGGUGAAUGCACUUGUAUUUGUGUACGUCGUGACGAAACAGGAAAGGUCAUAAAAUGCGACGGUUGCAAGGGAAAUUGCGACAAGAUUAACAAGGAAUGCAAGUGCAAAUGCGACAAUUCCAAGUGUACUUGCAUUGCUACUGGAGGGGCCAAUUGCAUUUGCGUAUGCCUUGACGAAAGUGGAAAAAUAAAGAAAUGCGAUGACUGCAAGUGUACUUGCAAGUGCAAUUGCGACGAUACUAAAAGUACUUGCGAUGCCAGUGGCGAGGCUAGUAAGACUUGUAGCCGUGACGAAAGUGGGAAAAUAAAAUGCAGUGACUGCAACUGCGCUGCAGGCAACUGCAAUCCUCAACCAUGCCAAGCUUGUCAGAGGAAAAGUGACAAUAAAGGAUGCGUCUGCGUUCCUACUAAAGAAAAACCUUGCCUUUGUGUCUCUAAAGAAGUUAAAGAGAAGCUUGUGAAAUGUAGCACUUGCAAGUGUGAUGGUUCCAAGUGCACUUGCAUUGCUACUGAAGGAGCUACUUGCAUCUGUGUAUGCCGAGAUGAAAAUGGAAAAAUCAAGAGAUGUGAUGACUGCAACUGCGGUACUGAAACUUAUUGCAAACCUGUGAAGAUUUGCGACAAGAAGUGUGACAAAGACGGCUGUGUCUGCAUCUCAACUGAAGGAAAAUCCUGCGUUUGUAUUCGUCAGGACAGCAAAAGGAAUAUUGUGAAAUGCAAUGACUGCAAGUGCAACUCUUGCAACUGCAUUUGUGUAUGCCGUGAUGAAAAUGGAAAAAUCAAGAAAUGUGGUGACUGCAACUGCGUUACUGAGACUUGUUGCCAAUCUGGCAACACUUGGAAGAAAUGUGACAAAGAUGGCUGUAUCUUAACCGAGGGAAAAUGCUGCGUAUGCAUAUGUCAAGAUGACAAAGGAAAUGUUGUGAAGUGCAAUGACUGCAAGUGCAACUCUUGCAACUGCAAGUGUAAUAAUUCGAAAUGCACUUGUAUUGCUGCGAAAGGAGCCGUUUGCAUCUGCGUCUACCGUGAUGAAAACAGAAAAAUGAAGAAAUGCAAUGAUUGUAACUGCGUUAGCGACGCUUGUUGCAAACCUGGGAAGACUUGCGAGGGAAAAUGUGACAAGGACGGCUGUAUUUGCAUCUCAACUGAUGGAAAACCCUGCGUUUGUAUUGGUCAGGACAGCAAAGGGAAUAUUGCGAAAUGCAAUGACUGCAAGUGCAACUCUUGCAACUGCAAAUGCGAUGAUUCUAAAUGCAUUUGCAUUGCUACUGAAGGAGCUACUUGCAUUUGUGUAUGCCGUGAUGAAAAUGGAAAAAUCAAGAAAUGCAAUGAUUGCAAGUGCCUUACCGAAACAUGUUGCAAAACUGGGAAAAAGUGUGACAAAGACGGAUGUAUCUGCAUCUCAACUGAGGGAAAAUCCUGCGUUUGCAUCCGUCAAGAGAAGGGAGAACUUUUAAAAUGCGACGAUUGCAAGUGUGGCUCCUGUAAAUGCGAGUGUGAUGGUUCCAAGUGCACUUGCAUUGCUACUGGAGGUGGCGCUUGCGUCUGUGUAUGCCGUGAUGAAGCAGAGAACAUUAAAAGGUGCGACGAUGUCAAGUCAGUCACUUUGAUAAAUUAAAUAAAGGUGCCUAUUGUUAUUACCGAUACAUAUACUAUGCAUAUUCACUUAAAUAUAUUAAGUGUCGAUGAUAUAUCCUUAUUACAUAUUCAACAUGUAUUUUCUAGUUUAUAGAAAACUUAUGUUAUAGUUAAGCCUGAUUUUUCGAUCGUCAUUUGUUAUUUUGUUGAUUAAUGUUUGCUCUUCUUUUGUUAACAAGGUUAAU
Messenger RNA from Cydia splendana, 2203 nucleotides. Its product is annotated as balbiani ring protein 3-like. NCBI's taxonomy places the organism in Eukaryota, Metazoa, Arthropoda, Insecta, Lepidoptera, Tortricidae. The coding region runs from base 217 to 1998 and encodes 593 amino acids. The record is from RefSeq and is a predicted model, not a curated record. The transcript has 2 exons.